AUGGACUCGAUAAAACCGUUUGUCGAUUCUGUUAUUGAAACAGCUCUGAAUGAAGUACAACAUGUAGAUGUUAAUCGAUUAAAAAUUGAUACUAAUGAUCCAAAUUUUAAAAAUGAUCCAUUUUAUUGUGAGACUAUGCGUAAUUUGAAAGAUAGUGUUCCAGAUGAACCACCGGUGUCAGUACGCGGCCUGGUAGCCUCAAUUAUACAGUCAUCAUUAUAUCGUGUAUAUGAAAAGGAUUUAUUAGACAAUAGACUAAAUUUUAAAGUCAGUGAUCAGGACAGUUUAUCUGAAAAUUUAUCUCUUGACGAAAUCUCCGACGAGUGGGAGCAGCUGCAUUGUAAACCUGAAACUGCACAAGAAAUCACCAAUAAAAUUGUUCUUACAGAUACAUCUCAACCAUCUCCUAAUAUACAGUGGCCUACUAUUGCAGAGUUUACUUGUGAAUUGGGAGUUAAGAAAAUAGAAGAAUAUAUUAAGGGUUGGGAAGUAAAUAAAAACUGGCUUUACUGCAUCGAUAUUUUACCUAAAGUGGAACUAAAAUAUGAAAUUCAGUACAAAUAUCGAGUGAAAUGGAGCAUGCCAUGCAGACGAUCGCCUAUACCAAAGGCUACGGCAUCUGUUUACUUCACUCUUCGAGUGUCUCGAAUAAAACCAAAGAAUACUGUGAUUGACGUCCAUUACCAGAUUGAAACAUUUCGUACAUUACAUAUACCUGGAAAAUCUCGAUUUUCUGAAAGAUGGUUAAGAGAUGUAAUCAACAGCAAGGUACGGCUAAUGUCAUAUGUUAACUUCUAG
This is a messenger RNA of Trichobilharzia szidati, 798 nucleotides long. The record is from the annotation of a GenBank genome assembly. NCBI's taxonomy places the organism in Eukaryota, Metazoa, Platyhelminthes, Trematoda, Strigeidida, Schistosomatidae.